GCGGCUACCUUCACCCUUUUGCUUCCUUACCGUAAUUAUACGUUUUUCGUCUCUCAUCUGCAAGUGGGUAUUUGUUUAUUUCAGUCAAUCGCCAUCCUCGAUACUUCCUAUUCAUCCCAUCCUUUAACAGGACGAUGAGGAUCUGAACUCUUGUUCAUUUGACCCUUUGAUUUUUCGUUAUAACUUGGGCGGUUGUAUCGAUUCGAGAUUUGUCUUCCUUCGUGUUGGGGUUCGGGAUUUCUCGUCUUUGAUGAUCAUCGAUUCUUUUCUCCAUUAAUGGUUUUUGACCUCGAAAUUGGCACUGUUCGAAGUUAUCUGUUCAUCAGUUUCUUGGGUUCUUUGGGGGUUACUGUUACGCAAUCGAUUAGCGGUUCUUCGCAUGGAUUGGUGUUCUUUUGAUUCUUAUAUGCUUUAUGAUUAAAGGGUUUGAAUCUUGUUUAUUGCUUUUGUCGGUGGAUUUUGGAAAAUUCGUGGUAUUAGAAACUUUCUGGUGGGGGAAAUUUGGGGCUAGUUGUUGUAGUGGGUGGGUGGGAUUUUGGUUUAAAUUCACGGGAGAAAUGGUUUGUCACAAGAAAGUGUGUUGAAGCCUCGAGGGUAAAGCUUAAAUUUCUCAUCUGCUUCUGAGAUAUUGCAAAUUUCUGUUCAUCCUCUUAGUUAUUUCAAUUAGUUUGCUGUUCUUCAGCGUUGUUCAUCCUUUUAGAGAAGGGAAGGGGAGCAAAAAAAGAGAGAGUGAGAGAUUUGUAUUUGUUUUUGCUUUAUUAAUUUCCUCGUUGUGUUUUUGGAAUGGAUCAUUCUGGGGCGGCCAGUAACCAGAAACCAGCAGUUGAAGUUGCCAAAGACAAGAAUGGUGUGGACCAAGUGCUGCUUAGGAACUCUCGUGGAGCUUCAGCAAGGGUUAGCUUGCAUGGAGGCCAAGUUCUUUCAUGGAAAACUGAAAAAGGUGAAGAAUUAUUGUUUACCAGUACUAAGGCAGUUUUCAAGCCACCAAAAGCUGUGAGAGGAGGAAUUCCAAUCUGUUUUCCGCAGUUUGGGGCUCGUGGAAACCUCGAGCAGCACGGGUUUGCUCGAAACAAGAUUUGGAAAAUCGACGAUAACCCUCCUCCUCUUACUCGUGGCGAAAUCAAAGACAAAUCCUGCAUCGAUUUGCUUCUUAAACCGUCUGAAGACGAUCUGAAAAUAUGGCCACAUAGUUUUGAAUUCAGACUCAAGAUCUGUUUGACAGCAGAUGGCAAUCUCACUUUAAUAUCACGAAUUCGUAAUAUCAAUUGCAAGCCUUUCAGUUUCUCCAUUGCAUUCCACACAUAUUUCUCCAUUUCUGAUAUCAGUGAGGUAAGGGUCGAGGGGCUUGAGAUUCUCGACUAUCUCGACAACUUAUGCGAUAAACAACGGUUCACCGAGCAAGGAGACGCCUUAACGUUUGAAUCCGAGAUCGAUCGGGUUUAUCUUAGUUCUUCAGAUCUCGUCGCCGUGCUUGAUCAUGAACGAAAACGCACAUUUGUUAUAAGAAAGGAAGGACUUCCAGAUGUUGUGGUGUGGAAUCCAUGGGAGAAGAAAUCGAAAUCCAUCGUCGAUCUCGGGGACGAAGACUACAAACAAAUGCUAUGUGUUGAUGGAGCUGCAAUUGAGAAACCUAUUACAUUGAAGCCAGGUGAGGAAUGGACUGGCCGUUUGGAACUAUCCAUCCUCCCCUCGAGUUAACGACCCAACCCAACCCGACCUGACCCAACCCGUAAGGUCAUGUAAAGAAGAAAGGAUCGAGCCUGGUCGAGAUCCCGGUAAAGCCAUUGAAGUUUAUAAAUGGUGUAUAUGGUAGGUAAGUAAUUAUGUGGUUUGUUCUAAUCAAAUUACUGAACUGUGAUAUACUAUAGUUGUCACAUACAUGUA
Molecule: messenger RNA, 1884 nt
Organism: Cucurbita pepo subsp. pepo (vegetable marrow)
Lineage: Eukaryota; Viridiplantae; Streptophyta; Magnoliopsida; Cucurbitales; Cucurbitaceae
Product: putative glucose-6-phosphate 1-epimerase
Biological process (GO): carbohydrate metabolic process
Cellular component (GO): cytoplasm
Molecular function (GO): carbohydrate binding; glucose-6-phosphate 1-epimerase activity
Source: RefSeq, a predicted model, not a curated record